Molecule: messenger RNA, 1269 nt
Organism: Triticum urartu
Lineage: Eukaryota; Viridiplantae; Streptophyta; Magnoliopsida; Poales; Poaceae
Product: plant UBX domain-containing protein 4
Biological process (GO): autophagosome assembly; membrane fusion; nuclear membrane reassembly
Cellular component (GO): cytosol; nucleus
Molecular function (GO): ubiquitin binding
Source: RefSeq, a predicted model, not a curated record
GCAACCGCAGCUCCGUAUAUCCCAACCCAACCCCAGCAAAAGCAGUCCGCGACUUGCGAGCAGAGUACACGACGCGACCGCGAGCCAAACCCUACCGCGAACACGUCGGUGAUGAGCUCCUCCAACGGCAACGGCGGGAAGAAGCCGGCACCGUCCGGCGGGCGCGGGGGCAUCCGCACCCUCGCCGACAUCAACCGCGGCCCCUCCGGGUUCCCAGGCGCAGGCGGCAGCGGCAGCGGCAGCGACUCCGAUGAGCCCCAGGAGUACUACACCGGCGGCGAGAAGAGUGGGAUGCUUGUUCAAGAUCCAACAAGGAGAAAUAAUGUGGACUCAAUCUUUGAGCAAGCUAGAGUGAUGGGUGCUCAGCAAGUUCCACUGCCUUCUUUUGAAGGCCAAUCUUCCAGCUCAACCAGCUUUGCAGGAACAGGUCGUCUGCUUUCAGGGGAUGCGCAGACAGCACCAGCUGCUCCUCAACCACCGCAGGAUGUUCUUCACAAUAUACAUUUCUGGAACAAUGGUUUCACAGUAGAUGAUGGUCCACUAAGAGCCUAUGAGGACCCUGCAAAUGCAGACUUCAUCGAGAGCAUCAAGAAGUCCCAGUGCCCCCAAGAGCUGGAGCCUGCUGAUCGAAGGACAGCUGUCCAUGUCAAUGUUAUAAAACGACAUGGAGAUUAUGAGGAACCUGCAAGGCCUCGAUCAGCUUUCCAGGGUGUUGGUAGAACCCUUGGUGGGUCUUCAGCAGAUGAGAGUCCUGCACCAGCUCCUGUGACACAAGAGCCCCGCGGUGCUCCCAGGUCAAUUGGCAUAGUUGUGGAUGACUCGCAGCCCUUUACAUCCAUACAGCUAAGGUUGGCGGACGGCACUCGCAUGGUCGCUCGGUUUAACCUUAACCACACCGUGGGCGACAUCAGGUCUUUCAUUGAUGCAUCCCGCCCAGGAGCUGCGCGGCCGUAUCAGUUGCAGACUGGCUUCCCACCCAAGCAGCUGACUGACCCUACGCAGACUGUUGACCAAGCUGGACUCAAGAACUCCGUUAUCAUGCAGAAGAUGUAGUUCUCACCGAGCUGGAUCUGUCGCACAGAAUGUCUUUCCGAUGCAAUUAUUAAAUUAGUGCUGCUGAAUGGUUUAUCAUGUCCACUAGAUACUGCACUUUGCAUGCAACCUGUGAUGUACUGGUUGUUUUGUCGAUAAACGUCAGUGGAGUCUAUAUUCGUCUUGCUACCAAUUAUGAAUGUCUAUCAAAGUUAAUGAAUGUCCGGUUGUCUAUCA